CGUCAAGGUACAUUUAAUGACCAAUCUUCCGUAUGACUGAUAUAACUCUCUCAUACGUCCUUACAGUCAUCUUUGACUAGUAAGGUCUAAUACUAAAAUAAAUUUUUUAUAUGGAAAUAUUGUACCUGCAGUGAUACUUCCCGUCCCGGUGGAUUAGAUUUCCUUUUAAAGUAGGUGCAAAUGUUUAAAAGUGUUACAAUUUUCCGUUCUUUUUCUUUCUAGACUUUCUUUUCUCCUUUUUUACACACACGCACACGCGCACAAAUUAUUCGAUGAACAGGAACAAUUUUAUUGCGAUAUACGACAAUACGCCUUCAGCCAAAUUUUUAUAUUUUUCUGAAAGCUUCACAGACUGUUGUGGUUGGGAACCGAACGAAUUGAUAGGAAAGGGUUCCUACAUGUACUUUCACCCUGAAGAUCAUAGCGCACUAAAAAGAUUCCAUUAUGCUAAUGUCGCUAAUCAGAAAAUGUCGAGUAUGAUAUCUCAUCGGUUUUUACAUAAAAAUGGCUCCUGGGUUCCCAUAGAUACCUUAGUUAGUUAUUGUUACGAUAUCUUGGUGACGACAACUUUUGUACUAGGUCCAGAAUCUAUGGAUCAUAGAAUGAGAGUCAACUCAGUAGACGAGUUUUUUAUUUGUAAACCGGACGGGUCGCUUCAGCUGUCUGGUGCAUGGAAUGACAAAGAAGAGAGAAUGAAGUUGACAAUGGAAGAUGGAGAGAAUUGGUCCAACAUUGUCACCAAUCACAAACCCGAAAAGAGAUUUUGUUUAAUCCUGAAUCGUUUUACGGAUGCACUCAAUAUUGCCUUUGCCUCAAGUAUGAUAGAAGAGCUCACAGGGACACCAAUUUCUGAUGCAUUUGGGAAAUCCAUUUUCGAAUUUAUCAGGGAAAGAGAUAUAUCUGCAUUUAUAACACAGAUUGACUUGACUAUUGAAAAUAACUUGGUAAUUCGAAUCAGGUUUGAUUGGAUAGUCAAUCAGCAACAAGAACUAUAUCAACCACUAGAAGCCAUAGCUAGCUGUACAGAUGAUGGAGUUGUACUCGUCAUUCGUCAAACACCGAAUUUUGACCUAGAUCAACAAGAAUAA
This is a messenger RNA of Rhizopus microsporus ATCC 52813, 1088 nucleotides long. RefSeq lists its product as uncharacterized. NCBI's taxonomy places the organism in Eukaryota, Fungi, Mucoromycota, Mucoromycetes, Mucorales, Rhizopodaceae. The record is from RefSeq and is a predicted model, not a curated record. Bases 273 to 1088 code for a protein of 271 amino acids. Gene Ontology annotation, molecular function: protein binding. The transcript is spliced from 2 exons.